Spinacia oleracea (spinach) is the source of this 1151-nucleotide messenger RNA. RefSeq names its product probable calcium-binding protein CML18. The transcript has a single exon. The record is from RefSeq and is a predicted model, not a curated record. Bases 116 to 787 code for a protein of 223 amino acids. Gene Ontology annotation, molecular function: calcium ion binding. Lineage: Eukaryota; Viridiplantae; Streptophyta; Magnoliopsida; Caryophyllales; Amaranthaceae.
UCCCCAACUUUUAUACCUCUAUUUAUAGUAAUAUAUAAGUGCAACCCCCCAACUUUCCUUAACACAAAGAAAAACACAUACUUUCCUACUAAAACCCUUCUAAAUUCUCUUAAUCAUGUUGAAAUCUCUCAAAAACUGCUUAAUUUCCACUCGAAAAUCGGCAAAAACCCUUGUUCACCAACUCAAAAUCAUCAAAAAAGUGACAAAAAUAUGCAAAAGCAAACCCCAAAAAAGGGGGUUUAGUGGUUUUGAUGGGAUGAAAUCAUCAUUUGCAAGCAUGGAAUUCAGCAGACAAUUAGAGUUAGUGUUCAAGUUCAUUGAUGCAAAUGGUGAUGGUAAGAUAUCUUCCCAUGAACUUAGUGAAUUCCUGGUAUGUGUUGGGCAUGAUAAGUCUAAAGUGGCAGAGGAAGCUUCUAUGAUGUUAAGAUGCUUGGAUGUUAAUGGGGAUGGCUUUAUUGAUUUGAAUGAGUAUAUGGAUGUUGUCAUGAUGGGUGAUCAUCAUGUCGAUUUCGAUGACGAAUAUGAUGAUGAUGAUGAUGAUGAUGAUGUUGAUUAUCAUUUUAAUGGUGGUUUUGAAGAUGAUCUUAUGGAUGCUUUUCUUGUUUUUGAUUGUGAUAAGAAUGGUUUGAUUUCAGCUAGGGAGUUGCACCAUGUGUUAAAGAGGUUUGGUUUUGCUAAUUGUAGUAUUAAGGAUUGUAAUCUUAUGAUUAAGGGGGUUGAUAAGGAUGGAGAUGGGUUUGUUAAUUUUGAAGAAUUUAGGCUUAUGAUGAUGGGAUAUGCUAAUUGAUCACCAAACCAAAAUUAAGAGGAUGACUACUUUUUGUGUUUGUUAUUGUGAUUUGGGAAGGAGAUAAUGAAUUUAUUGAGCUAAUUAAUCAUAAUUCUCUCAAGAUCAUGUUUUACUGAAAUUCAUACGGUUAAAUCAUUUAUUUAAUCUUGUUUUAUUCAUUUUUGUGUAAAAAGUUGUAAUAUAUAUGGUGGAAUUAUCUAGUGUGACUACAUAAUUUGCAUUUCAUUCAGAGUUGUUAGCUUGAUUGGCUAGUAUGGACUAAGGAGUAUAAGUUCAACUAUUGUACGGUGUAUAUAACACUUAUCUAUUCAAUGUUAAUGUCACCCAGAUUUUUUAUCCACCGCACUGGUGGGUUCUUGUA